This is a messenger RNA of Tachysurus vachellii, 1251 nucleotides long. It is a transcript of the gene tmem230b, whose product is annotated as transmembrane protein 230b. Lineage: Eukaryota; Metazoa; Chordata; Actinopteri; Siluriformes; Bagridae. The transcript is spliced from 3 exons. Gene Ontology annotation, cellular component: endomembrane system; synaptic vesicle. Gene Ontology annotation, biological process: synaptic vesicle transport. Bases 466 to 828 code for a protein of 120 amino acids. The record is from RefSeq and is a predicted model, not a curated record.
UGCGCAUGACUGAAAACAAUACGGAAACGAUUUCGCUACAAAUUGCAUGUUGUUUCAAAUCGUAAUCGAGCGAAGAUGGUAGUUUAAUAUAAUUGUAGCAGUCUGUGUUGUCUUUAAUUUCGCACGUGGUGAUUCUGUUAAAUUUUAUAAUUUGAGGUGCAUUUUAACAGAACACAGCUAAAGAAUUAGCCUGAAUGCUAGCUGUUACUCUGGAGGUCUAACUUUAAGAUUAUAAUUUGUAUUUAAUGUUUUGUAAACGUGUAAUAAACUGUGUGGAUAUUACUGACAAUUACGGGCAGAAUGUGAAUGUAUAUUCUGUUAAAGAUUCUGUAGAUUUUAGUCAUUACUGUGUGUUUUUCUACUUUUGGUGGCAUGUUUUUGUCACAGUGAAAUUAGUUCAUUAAGCUGUCACAAAAAUAUAUAUAUAUUUACAACUCCAAGUUAAUAAGGUUUAUAAGAGAUAAAAUGCCAGCUCGGAGCAGUGUAACUGGUGGACUGAGCAACAGCAAUGUGAGAUACUCCAAACUAGCCAGUGAUGAUGAUGGAUACAUUGACCUUCAGUUCAAGAAAAGUCCACCUAAGGUCCCGUAUAAGGCAAUUGGCCUUGCCGCUGUUCUUUUUCUCAUUGGCUCAGUUUUAAUCACCAUUGGAGCUCUGCUCUUAGCAGGGUACUUUGAAGUUAAAGAUCACCUUGAGCGCACUAUACCGGUCCUCAUCAUUGGAAUUCUGGUCUUCCUUCCAGGAUUCUACCACUUAAGGAUUGCCUAUUAUGCCUAUAAGGGUUAUCGUGGCUACUCUUAUGAUGAUAUCCCAGAUUUUGAUGACUAAGUAAGAUAGAACAAAGAUUUAUCAAUGUGAUCUCCCCUCCUGUAUCUGUAGAUAUAGCUUCAGUCUAUAGUCUUCAGUCAUACAACGCCUGGAAAAACAUUGGGUAACUCUAAAUCCAAUUUAUGGAUUUAUAUUACAUAUUUCAGAUAGUGGAAAAAAUAUUUGUAACAGUUGGGAUGCUGUGCUGACACUUAGUUAUCUUUUGUGCAGAUUAAAAUUGAGGUGAGAUGAAGAAAGCUAUUUGAAAUAUUUGUCUGUUUAAUUUUUUACUAUUGUAUUUGUGUUUCCACUGUAGAAUAGGUUCUUAUGGGGAGCAGAAUUCUGUCAUUGUUCAUGCCACUAUCAUGUCUAGACCUUCCUUAGACUGGUUUCCUGCUGAAUAAUACUAAUAAUAAUAGUACUGCAUUCCAUGAUUUGUAUUUA